Drosophila kikkawai is the source of this 1194-nucleotide messenger RNA. RefSeq names its product trypsin. The record is from RefSeq and is a predicted model, not a curated record. Gene Ontology annotation, molecular function: serine-type endopeptidase activity. Lineage: Eukaryota; Metazoa; Arthropoda; Insecta; Diptera; Drosophilidae. Gene Ontology annotation, biological process: proteolysis.
AACGAUCCAUUUAUCAUUCGACUUUUGUUUUAUUUAUUUUUUUUCCACUCAACGACACGGAAAUCAAACUCUUCUGGACCUGGAGAUGGCGUUGGAGCGCCACCAGUGGCCGCUAGUGCUGCUGUCGCUGGCCCUGGCAGCCUGCGGCCAGCAAGAGUCCCAUCAGCAGCCUGAAACGCUUUCUGAACCCAAAAUCGAAACGCAAUCAUCCGAAUCAGUUAACGACACACAGACAACACUUGUCCAGUUUCCCGGUGGCGACACCGACUCCGACUCCGCCUCGGCAUCGUUCGUCCGGCUGCCGAAGGUCGUUGGCGGCUAUACGGUGACUAUUGACCAGGUGCCCUACCUGGUGUCCGUGCGCAAACGCAUCGUCCACGAGCAGAUCUUCGGACAGGGCCAUUUUUGCGGCGGAGCAAUCAUCUCCCAGCGGGUGGUCUGCUCCGCUGCCCACUGCUAUGCCAUUAAUACCACGGAAAGGCAGGAUUAUUACAGACCCGAGCUAUUUGUGGUGCUGGCCGGCAUGAGUGUCCUCGACCGGAUGGAUCAAUUCGUCCAGGAGUAUUACGUACAGCAGAUAGUUGGCCAUGAGCACUACGACUCCAGGACGCUGACGAAUGACAUUGCCCUGCUCUUCCUCAAUGGCUAUAUACCGUGGGAAUCGAAAACGGUGAAAGCAGUGCCGCUGGCCAACGACCCGCCCAUGGCGGGCACCUCUUGCCUCAUCCAUGGCUGGGGCAUGCCCAGGAAGUGGGACAAAGUGAUAACGCUGCAGCAGGCCCCGGUGCCCAUCUUGAACAAGGAUCUAUGCCGUUUCAUCUACAAGCAGCCCGAAUCCCAGAUGUGCGCGGGCUUCCUGCAGGGUGGCAUCGAUGCAUGUCAGGGUGACUCCGGCGGGCCGUUGGUCUGCAAUGGGUUUCUUGCUGGGAUUAUUUCGUGGGGCGUGGGCUGUGCCGAUCCUGGCUUCCCGGGUGUCUAUACCAAUGUGUCGAGGUUUUUGGAAUGGAUACGCGCCGUGAACCUCUCGUUUAACUACUACGACUACCGAGAUAUGAGGCUCCUCAAUGGACAGACGGCAGGCAGUAGCAUCAAUUCUGGCCUCCUGGCUUCUGCUAUCCUUAUGAUCAUCAUCGUCGCGGUCGGCCUUCUGUGACACAAUAAAUCGCUUGCUUUGUCUAUUGUUCCAACAACUAU